Messenger RNA from Hippocampus comes (tiger tail seahorse), 453 nucleotides. Its product is annotated as elongation factor Ts, mitochondrial-like. The transcript is spliced from 4 exons. The record is from RefSeq and is a predicted model, not a curated record. Gene Ontology annotation, biological process: mitochondrial translational elongation. Lineage: Eukaryota; Metazoa; Chordata; Actinopteri; Syngnathiformes; Syngnathidae. Gene Ontology annotation, molecular function: protein binding; translation elongation factor activity. The annotation marks the transcript as partial.
AGGACUCUCAGUAAAGAUUUGGCAAAGGUCAGCCGGCACCCUUUGCACACAGCAUGUCAUCGUCUUCUGGCAGCUGACAAGAGCCUCCUGGUCAAACUGAGAAAAAGCACCGGCUACACCUUUAUUAACUGCAAGAAAGCGCUGGAGAAGUUUGACAAUGACAUUGCACAGGCAGAGGCUUGGCUGCACGAGCAGGCCCAGAAAGAAGGUUGGAGCAAAGCGAGCAAGCUGGAGGGUCGCAAAGCCGGAGAGGGCCUCAUUGGUCUCUUGAUGAGAGACCAAGUUGCAGUCAUGGUCGAGGUCAACUGCGAGACAGACUUUGUCGCCCGCAAUGAGAAGUUUCAGCAGCUGGUGAAAGACGUCGCCUUCUCCACCUUGGCUCACCACCAAAAUAAAAGCCAAAGUCGGACUGGAUACCUCAAGGUGGGCCAUGUGUGAGAUUUUUGUUCCCGU